Molecule: messenger RNA, 3339 nt
Organism: Pyricularia pennisetigena
Lineage: Eukaryota; Fungi; Ascomycota; Sordariomycetes; Magnaporthales; Pyriculariaceae
Exons: 3
Coding region: 1-3339 (1112 amino acids)
Biological process (GO): protein phosphorylation
Molecular function (GO): protein kinase activity; ATP binding
Source: RefSeq, a predicted model, not a curated record
AUGUCCUUCUCCAAUUCGGGCGGAGGCACUCUCACUCUUCCCUCGCCGACAAACGUGCACCACGUCGACGUCUCGGCCGCUGUGCGCCAUUUGAGGCGGUCGCUUUCCCGCUCGCCAUCAAAAUUCCUGCUGCGCACUGCAUCAGAUUCUUCUGAUAAGUCUGUCGGCUCUCCAUCACCCAAAUCGCCAUCACCUCAGUCACCCUGCCCCACUCCCCAAUCGCAGCGAGUGCAACAACAAUCAACAACGCCUGCGACAUUCACCUACGCGACGACACCGAGCGCUUUCCAGCCACAGGCAAAUCAAAUCGCACAGACCCCCAUCGGUUCGCCACUUCGCUCCGCCAAAUUUGCCCUCAGAAACCGUCCAAAGGCUGCAUCCGCAAAAGCCCCUACACGGUCGCGCCUGCAGCCUCGGAGCCCACUCAAAAGGGCCCUGAGCUCCAACAACGAUAUUGGCAACGCACUUCCGCCACCACCGCCCGCACAGAGCCCCGAAUCUCUCGCUGGUCAGGAGAACUUCAACACGUUUGCGCUGCAGUUUGGACAAUCUGCGCGCUCAAACGUGAUGAGCCAAAAGGCUGGGUCGCGCCAUAGCAUGCACCUGGACCUUUCCGGUGCUUCAAAGGGCGGUGCAUCGCCAGGAUCGCGAUUCCUUGACGUUAAGAGUGAAACAUAUCCUAACAAUACCGUCAGUCCGCUGAAGAGGACCGAUGAUAUGAUGAGCGCAGAUACAUUGGGGAGUCCUGUGGCGAAGCGACGUAGUCUGCACGGUAUUGUCAACUUCGGGCCUGACUUCAACGUUAUGGACCACGCACCCACACCCACACCGCCCCGAUCGAGUUUUGAGAUCCACGACGACCUGAACAACCAGGAGUACAAGUUGACAAGCUCUAUGGCUGCUAUUGCCCGGGAUAUUGCGCCUCCACCAUCGCCAUCACCGAAUGCGAAUGUGCCAAAGCGGUCCUCUUCUCUUCGCAAAUCGACACUUUCUCAACGACACGAUCCGCGUUCAUCAUGGGGAAAGCGUGCCGGCGAAAGAUGGUUGGGCCAAAAUUCAUCCGAGGCCGCUACGCCUGUUCAGCGUAACAAGCACACACGUGGCUCCUUGGAUCAGUUUAUGCAAGCGGAGCCCCGCGAGAGCAUUUUUUCGUCCCGCAGCCCGCUUCCCAACCCAUCAGCUCAUGUCUUGGACCGCCCGCACCAGCCGCAUCCCCUCUCCCGGACUUUGACCACGGCCUCCAUUGCAACCUCGUCAGGCUCGAGCGUGACUGAAGAGUCGCCAACGUCGCCAACGCAUUUCCCUGCUCCGCCUCUGAACAGGCCAAAAGGCACUAGCAUAUUUGCAAGGUCACUACCGCUCAAUGCACAGCCUGUUGUUUCGACACCAGCCUACAAGUCAGCCAGGCCAUGCCAGGCCGCCUUCGCAUCCACUGGACUGGUGUCCAAAAUGAACCGUAAUCCGGAACUUGGACCCAUCGGCAGAGGAGGCAAGAAGCUGAUUAUGCCUGAUACCCCCUGCAAGAACAACAAGAGGGACUUCUUCCAGACCAGCCAAAACUAUCCGCACAACACUUACCCUCCUUCAUCUGGCAGUGCCCGAAAGCAGCGCAAGUCGGUGGUUUCGGACCAAACGCCUUUCAGCCUAGCGCCGCAGCCGAGCUUUUCACUUUUUGGAAACUCUGAGAGGAACGGAGGAUUGUUCAAGAAUCGUGGACACAGCCGAAAGAGCAGUUUGCUCAGCUUUGAUACGGAUGUUGACUCUGUCCUUGCUCUCGAUGUUGAUCUCCCUCCCACUCCCACAAAGGGUGUGCUGGGAGGGAACAAGUCUGUGUCGACUGGAGCUAUUUCUAACACCCCCUUUACGUCCCGCCGCUUCGGCGCUUCCCCGACCGCACUUGGUGCCUCGCUUGCGCGUGUCAGAACGGACAUGAAUUCGAGCCCUCUGCAAAACAUGGAUUCCGAGUCCCCGAAGACUCCCCAGGAGUCCAUGAUGCCUCCCGAUGCUAGCCGUCUCUCAAUUUCGAAUCAUCACGAGAACCGUCAUUUGGCUGUCGACCCGCCAGCAACUCCCACCACCAACUUUGGACGUACCUCAGUUAUGUCAUUUGGCAGCCGCCGCGCAAUCACGCCUGUGAACGGGCACACCGCAAGUGAAGUUGAUAUGAGCUUGGCUAGGAAGUUCUCCAAGAUUGAGUCUAUUGGAGACGGGGAGUUUUCUCAAGUCUUCAAGGUGUCAGCUCAGCCCACACCCUCACUCUUCGCUGUCAGUCGCCUCAUGGGUACGCCACCCACUCCGGUGGCCGACAAGGUCUAUGCUGUGAAAAAGCUCAAGACUGCUUUUGGAGGUGUUAAGGAUCGGGACAACAAGCUCCGAGAGGCGCUAGUCCUUAGAUCCCUGAAAGAUCGCGACAACAUUCUGCAGUAUGUAGACCACUGGGAUGAGAAUUCCUACCUUUACAUUCAGACCGAGUACUGCGAGGAGGGUAGCCUCGAAAAGUUCUUUAGCGAGGCUGGGUUCCCAGGUCGCCUGGACGACUUCCGGAUCUGGAAGAUUCUGCUCGAAAUAUCUCAGGGUCUUAACUCUAUUCAUGAUGCUGGUUUUAUCCACCUCGACCUCAAGCCUGCCAACAUCUUUAUCACCUUUGAUGGCACCCUGAAGAUUGGUGACUUUGGCAUGACCAUCUCGUGGCCCGCCGCGAAAGGAGGUGACAUUGAGGGUGAUCGCCAAUACAUGGCACGCGAGGCUAUGCGUGGCCAGGCCGACAAGCCCAGCGAUAUCUUUGCCCUGGGUUUGAUUGCUCUUGAGGCUGCCAGCAACUCGAUCCUUCCUCACAACGGCCCAAUGUGGUCCUCGCUCAGGGACGGUGACCUGUCCGGCAUUCCAGCACUCACCUCUGCCGAGACCCAAGAAACCAAGCGAGACCUUCGGGGUGUGCCCAUCCCCCCUGACACAACUCCUUUCGAGGACGUCGUGGCAGGCCUCGACAUGCACGCGUCCCGCCGAGACGAGUUUCCCUUCGGUCUUGGCCAGCAGACGUACAAUCCCAGCAACCUCUUUGGCACUAAACGCGCCUCUGAGCCUACCGCGCCUGCCUUCAUGCUCAACCCCGAGGACCCAGGGUCUCUUGACACCUUUGUCCAGUGGUUGAUUCAGCCCGAGCCGGCCGACCGGCCUAAGAUUGCGGAUGUUUUGCAAUUCGCAUCCAUGCAGUGGGUCUCUGCCUCGCGCCGUGCCCCUGCCACAGUUUUUGAGGGCAACUGGGGUCCUGCUCCUGUUGACAGGUCCCCAAUUGAAUCCCCAAAUACCACCACGGACGUCGAAAUGACCGACGUUUAG